This is a messenger RNA of Limulus polyphemus (Atlantic horseshoe crab), 5803 nucleotides long. Its product is annotated as discoidin domain-containing receptor 2-like. The transcript is spliced from 18 exons. Bases 1241 to 3895 code for a protein of 884 amino acids. Gene Ontology annotation, molecular function: collagen binding; protein tyrosine kinase collagen receptor activity; ATP binding. Gene Ontology annotation, biological process: protein phosphorylation; cell surface receptor protein tyrosine kinase signaling pathway; positive regulation of kinase activity. Gene Ontology annotation, cellular component: signaling receptor complex; membrane. Lineage: Eukaryota; Metazoa; Arthropoda; Merostomata; Xiphosura; Limulidae. The record is from RefSeq and is a predicted model, not a curated record.
GGGUGUACUUCGAGUGAGCUAGGUGAGGUGUUUGUAAGGUGAGCUACAUUGAAUAAUUUAGUUAAAGUUGCCGAAGAUAUGCAUAUGUCAACGUUAAAAUAGAAGUUUUUAUUAAAACAUUCUUUUAACAAAAGAAGUUCAGUCUGUUUCUCUCUUCCUUAUGUUUUAUUAGAGCAACUUAGGGAAGGAGUGUUGAUAAGGUAAAUCUCACAGUCCCAGUUUGUGUUUGAAGAUGUAAAAAGAAAACAGCUAAAAACUUUGAAAUAUACGGAUACAGACUGAUCGCGAAGUAAUAUUAAAUUUGUUUAUACCUAAAACAUCAGUAAUCUAAACAUACAUGACGAUAGGAAAAUCCAACAGAACAGUCUGGAAACCGUUGGUGUUUCUGAGCUACUAGCAAGUUUCGUCAUUCAACCGUCGGUGGACACAUCUCAUACUCUACCGAGACGAACACUGAACUAACACUAUUUCGGUACACAGGAGCGCACCGCAAAAGUUUGUAGCAGUCUCGCGGCUCUACGCAACUGCACGGAAACCAGCAUUCGGGGGUUGUGUAAAUUUUAGCAAACCCUUUCGUCGGGCAUAGGUCAGCUCUGGAAAUCUAAGCUGAAACCACCAAUCCACCUGUUGUUCCAAUCCAACUAGGUUUCGCCAAAUAUUUUUUUUUAGUUCCAAAAACAGUAACUUUUAACUUGACGUCCUUUGGGGGAGUUGUCCACGUACGUUUGAUAUUGACUUGUUGCUUGAAUACCCGACAAAAUAACGAAAGUUUCGUAGUUUCCGGGAUCAGCUACUAAGAGUUAAGUUGGUCUGUUCUAGAGAAACAAGACAACCAGAUGCAAAAGUACGACAACAAAUAAGAGAAAAACUUCAAGUUACUUUUGAGGACGACCACCAAAGGUUGGAAUUGUUCAAGAAAUCAAGAAUUGGACACCUCUCGUUUCGGAUUCUCUAUCAGAUUGGAACACAAAUCAAGGAUUCUCUAUCAGAUUGGAACACAAAUCAAGGAUUCUCUAUCAGAUUGGAACACAAAUCAAGGAGUAAACAGAUUCACGGAAUGCCAGACAGCAGGAGCUACUGAAACUCGUGAGGCUUUACCGGAACCUUGUUAAAUGUGGUCCAAAGUAAAUCACGUAGUUACUAAGACUCGGGAUUAAAUAUUACCCAAGUUUCUUCGCUCACCACUUGUGGCGCCACUGUCAAGUUUGACAAAGUGGGAACACUUGUCAUAAGGAGGAGGAUGUGGCGUCUCGUCGACCCGUCACUCAUCAUGCGGCGACUGAUAAUGAUGCUACUGUUGGCCUCAAGCAACUUGGAGUUUUCACUUUCAUUACGAACAGAAUCCUGUAAAACAGCCCUUGGGAUGAAAUCGGGUGACAUUAAAGAUGAAGAUAUCACAGCAAGUUCAUCAUACAACGAUGCUGUAGGUCCCAGAACAGCCCGGCUGGAACAAGAGGUUAACAGUGGGGCCUGGUGCCCAUCCCGCCAGAUUGAUAAAGACACACACGAGUACCUUGAGAUCAACUUGUACAGUUUGCACGUGAUCACACAGGUAGCCACUCAGGGUCGAUUUGGUAAUGGGCAAGGCCAAGAAUAUGCUGAACAAUACAAACUGGAGUAUUGGAGACCAGGAGUACAUGAGUGGAUUCGUUAUAGAAAUAGGACAGGACAUGAGAUUCUCCAGGGAAACACAAAUACUUAUUUUCCAGCCAAACGAAAAGUUGAUCCUCUGAUUAUUGCUUCCAAAAUACGGUUUGUCCCUCACAGCAUUCUCCUUCGUACUGUGUGCAUGCGCGUUGAAGUCUAUGGCUGUCCUUGGACAGAAGGAAUUAUCUCGUACUCCAUGCCUCAAGGGGAAAGGCGUGGCCUAGAACUUGACCUGUCUGACAAUACUUAUGACGGGGUCAAGGACGACAGCUACCUCAACGGUGGGCUUGGUCAGUUGACUGACGGAAUCGAAGGUGAUAAUAAUUUUAAAGCGGACGUUCACGGCCAUGGGAAAGGCUAUGAGUGGGUGGGAUGGAAGAACGACACAUCCUAUUCCAGGCCUCUAGAGAUUGUGUUUGCCUUCGACUCAGUUCGUAACUUUUCUUCACUCUACUUCCACUGUAACAAUCUGUACACCAAAGAUGUUCAAGUAUUCUCCACCGCCAGGCUAUGGUUCAGCAUCGGAGGCAAGUACUACCUGGAUGAUCCUCUCCGCUUCUCCUACAUGGCCGACACGUAUAGCGACAAGGCUCGCAAUGUGACAAUCUUCUUACAUCACCGGAUUGGCAAGUUUGUAAAGGUCGAGUUGACAUUCGCCUCCCGUUGGAUCCUCAUCAGCGAAGUCUCCUUUUCCUCCGUUCCAGCCCAAGGGAACUUCACAGAAGAAGAACCUCCUGCAGCGCCGCCUAUAGUAAGUACGGCGAUGAAUGAUGACUCCCUAUCCAGCCAGUACGUAGGACUGGUCAUUGGCGUUUUAGCUGCGGUUAUUCUUCUCCUUAUCAUCGUGAUCUUCAUCAUCAUCGCUCGUAAUCGUCGUCGAAAACACACAACACCUCACACCAUGCUCAAGCCCGUGGAGAACAGAGUCACCAUUAAUAUGAAGGAUCUGGGAAUCAGCUAUUCACCGUGUUCACCCGUGGGACGUCAAGCUAAUGGCAAUGUCUACGGCCAGGUGGCGCUGGAUGACGCUGACCCCGACAAGCUGCUUUACCAGGAGCCCCAGGACUUCAAGCCUUUCGGAGGAAUAUAUAGUAAUGACUCCACAACAUCUAGGGAAUACGCCGUUCCUGAUGUUCAGAAGCCCUCGACACCUCUUUGUCACCCACCUCCAACACCUGUGAACUUCCCCCAAACACUGGUUAAGCCCCCGCAUCAUCCUAGCGAAAAACAUUAUGCAGCUACAGAUGUUGUCAAACUUCCCAACAUUCAAGGGGUGAGCGGUAGCACCGUUUACGCUGUGCCUAAUGUAGAACUGCUCAAUAGAGAAGAACCUCCUGUCCGGGAGAUUCCUAGACACAGACUGAAGUUUCUGGAGAAACUCGGGGAGGGCCAGUUUGGAGAGGUCCACCUCUGUGAGGCAGAAGGUAUUCCUGAAUUGGUCGAUGUGCCUUGCUACGGUAACAAGACCUUGGUAGCGGUCAAGACUUUGCGACAGAAUGCGUCUGAACAGGCUAGAAAUGACUUUUACAAGGAGGUCAAGAUCCUCUCCCGGCUCCGUGAUCCCAACAUUGUGCACGUGCUGGGGGUGUGCACACGCGAGGAACCACUGGGAAUGAUUGUGGAAUACAUGGAAAAUGGUGACCUUAAUCAGUUUCUCCAACAACACAUUCCUGAAGGUGCAGCUUACAGAUCGGUGAACGCCAAAACCCUGAGCUACGGCAGCCUUAUCUAUAUGGCAACCCAGGUAGCAUCGGGAAUGAAAUACCUGGAGUUACUUAACUUCGUGCACAGAGAUUUAGCGACUCGCAACUGCCUGGUGGGCAGAGCCUACACCAUCAAGGUGGCAGACUUCGGCAUGAGUAGGGACCUUUACACGGCUGACUACUAUCGGAUCGAGGGAAGGGCAAUGCUUCCUAUCCGAUGGAUGGCUUGGGAAAGCAUCUUGCUGGGUAAAUUUACGACUAGAACUGACGUCUGGUCCUUCGCCGUUACUCUGUGGGAAAUCCUUACUUUCGCCAGGCAACAGCCCUAUUCGGAUUUGGGUGAUGAACAAGUGAUCGAGAACGUGGGACAUUUCUAUCACAACGAUGGUCAACACGUGUUGCCCUCUCAACCUCCUAACUGCCCUAAAGAGAUUUAUGACCUCAUGCGAGAAUGUUGGCAGAGAAACGAUAACGAUAGGCCUAAUUUUAGGGAAAUUCAUCUGUUCUUGCAAAGAAAAAAUUUAGGCUAUUCUCCUCAACUAUGAACUCGUUAUUCGAAAGUGAAGAUUUUUCCUUGUUCUUGAGCUUUUCUUUUCUAGAAAUGAAUCUGUUCUUUUCUGAAACAACAUUACGUCGAGCUUAAAAUGUUGUGUAUAGUCAGGAUUUUCCGAUGCCCUUAAGAACAUCGCGUUAAGCCUAACUUCAAGAACAAAAAUCAGUGUGCCAGCAGUAUUUCACAGCCAAAUAACUUGAUGGCAUUAUUUAUAGUACGACGUAGCCUGAACAAGUCUGAAACUCUCACUUCUGCGCAGUUUCUUUCUCUUUUUGUGUGUGGACUCCAAAGAAUUUGGCAAACUCUAGAUGUACAACUUUAUGGGUGCUAAGUACACAAAUCUUCUGUCUUUAGAAAAAGCUUCUGAGCACGAGAGUGAUGCUGCCAAGACAACUAAAAUAAAGAACAUUUGAGGCAGAUAAUUCGAAGACUAAUUAAAAUCAAGCUCAAAAUUUUCACAUGGUGAUAUCAAGAGCGUGUAAAGAAACUUCGUGAACAUUUUUUUUUUUUUGGUAGAGACCAUACCGAGAACUCAACAUGAGCGCCAUCUGUGAUCUCUCCAUAACAACCAUAUCAGUUUCAAUUAUGGAGUUUAUGAACGUGUUGUUGUUGUUGUUUCAUUUUCUUUCUUUUGUAAAUGAAUGGAACAUUACUUGUACAGAUCCUUAGAGCAAUAAUAAUAUGCUAAGCAUUUAUACAUGUGUGGAUUAUACGGUAACUGUAAGUUUCAGCAUUAUACGUGUGUGGAUUAUACGGUAACUGUAAGUUUCAACAUUAUACAUGUGUGGAUUAUACGGUAACUGUAAGUUUCAGCAUUAUACAUGUGUGGAUUAUACGGUAACUGUAAGUUUCAGCAUUAUACGUGUGUGGAUUAUACGGUAACUGUAAGUUUCAGCAUUAUACGUGUGUGGAUUAUACGGUAACUGUAAGUUUCAGCAUUAUACAUGUGUGGAUUAUACGGUAACUGUAAGUUUCAGCAUUAUACAUGUGUGGAUUAUACGGUAACUGUAAGUUUCAACAACCACAUGGUUAUUAGUACGUACACAUAAUCUUUACCAUGUUCAGAAUGAGACAUUUCAAUCGAAACAUAGACACACUUACUGAUACAAAUGUUCUUUAUAGGCCUUGAUUAUAUGUGAAUUAGUAGGACUCUGCUUUAUAACACAUGAGACAUUGAUAUAUAUUUCAAUUUAUCGAAAGUAGCCUUGAUAUAAUGAUGCUAAAACGCCCAUUCAUUUAUAAAUGUCAUUAUGAUGACGUCACCACAAUUUUUUUUUCUUCUUUUUUCAGGUAAGUAACUAUUCUACCGAGUAAUCUGAUCUCUUUUAGGAAUAUGUAUAUAUAUAUAUAUGAAUGUACCCUGUAACGUAAUAAAAGUUGGUAUGAGUCUCAAACUUUUUGAACAUUAAAAACUGCGUAGCACCCGCACUUCAAAUUUAUGUGAAAUGUUUCUUCUGACGUUUCAAGCAUUACCUGCGCAGUGAAACAAGAAUACAUUUAUAUGUGGUUUUUCAGUGAAUUAAUAUAUAUAUUCAUCUGCUAUUCAGGUACGUUAACUGGUUGUUACCGUAUUGAAAAUACCGUAAACUAUUUGCGUACGUUCAGUAUUUAUAUUUCUUUAAAUAUUAACUUCAAUCAUUAUCUUUAUUAUUAUUAUAAAUAUAAGAAUAUCUGAAAAUUUUUUUGGCCAACAAUAACAACUCAGCUGUGAUAAGAUGGUGGAAGCUAAUAUUGUAAAGUUUGUAAAUAUUAAGAUAAAAACGAUAACACCCAUCUAAUUCAAAACUGGGACUCGUCACUCGGAUAAAACCUGUAGCAGGAUUAUUCCUUGUUAAAAAAAAGUGAAAUAUUUUAAGAUUAUAUUUCUUUACAAACAAUCCCCUUGUGGGUCAGCGGUAAG